Molecule: messenger RNA, 637 nt
Organism: Ceratosolen solmsi marchali
Lineage: Eukaryota; Metazoa; Arthropoda; Insecta; Hymenoptera; Agaonidae
Exons: 5
Coding region: 17-565 (182 amino acids)
Source: RefSeq, a predicted model, not a curated record
UGUCAUAAAGAAAAAAAUGAAAAGAAAAGCGAAAUGUCAUGAAGGUUAUAAAAAGUAUAUGAAACGAUUGUACUGUAAGCGAGAAAAUGUCUGUGCAAAUAAAAUUAAACACAUUUCAAGAAGGAAGGCAAAAUUAAAAAAACCUAAUUCAAAGGCUAAAAAAAGAUGUAAAUCUAAAACUACGCCCUUACGUUCGAAAAAACUUCGAGGAUCGUCAACGUACACAAUCUACUGCAUUGCAAAUUGUGGCUUUUUAAAGAGUACAGGCAAUCUAUCGAUAUCGAUUGCCCGUGCCUUAUUGCGUUUGUACAACAAUGCUGAUCAGGAUAGAACAAAAUCAAAAAUUUUAUACAAGUGGGAAUGUAGUGGGGAAAAAUUAAAUAUACUGAAAGGUAUUAAUCACAAGCAUUUAAUAUUCCUGGAGGACAAUCUACAAUACGCGGCUGUAGAUAUGUUUAUGCUUUACAAAGUUUGGGGAAAACAUGAAGUUGCAUUGGUUCUAGCAGUAUUAGGAUCCAAGGAAAAACUUGAAAAAUUGCUCGAGAAUUUAUCACAUUUGCAUUGAGAUGUGAUAUUCCAAACUGUACAAUCUCUCAUUUAUUAGGUACGAGAUUCUAUUUUACACAACUCCAGUCAC